AUGGCGCCGAACGAUCCGCGAAAAGCGAUGCAGGACAAGUUAGCUCGCGAGAAAAAAGAGCAACUUCAACGCCAAAAUUCUCAGCAACGACUUAACUCUCAAAAUCAUAAAUAUACUGACGGGACGCACUUUAUCAAGACAGACUCGAAGUGGCAAAACACCUAUUUGCCGGUUAUUCCUCGACUCAAUCCCGACGGAACAUUCAAAGAAAACUGA
Messenger RNA from Oikopleura dioica, 216 nucleotides. NCBI's taxonomy places the organism in Eukaryota, Metazoa, Chordata, Appendicularia, Copelata, Oikopleuridae. The record is from the annotation of a GenBank genome assembly.